CCUCCUUCGACACAUAUGACACCAAAGACACAGAUGAUUUGGCCGACCCGUCUGCAUUAUUUUUCCCUGAAGAUACCGAUGACUUGGGCUCGACCACUGCCCCRUCCUCGGCCCCAUCUUCAUUCUUCGAYACAGAUGACACCAAAKACACAGAUGACUUGGCCGAUCCGUCUGCAUUGUUUUUCCCUGAAGAUACCGAUGACUUGGUCUCGACCACUGCUCCAUCCUCGGCCCCAUCUUCAUUUUUUGACACAGAUGACACGGAAGAAACAGAUGACACAGAUGMAAUGGAUGACUUGUUCUGGACGACUGCCCCRUCCUCGGMCCCAUCUUCAUUCUUCGACACAGAUGACACCGAAGACACAGAUGACUUGGCCGAAUUCGAUAUCCCGCUGCGUAUCUAAGAUGGUUUCGCAUCGAUGGGGAUGCACCAGGGAUACAAAGGCGCCAAUGGCGUAGCUAUCAAUGUUCUAUGAACAGAGUAAGCCGUGAGGKGAAAGAUUGGCGUUCGUCCCGAAACACAUUAUUUGACUGAUUGGGAAGCAAUCAGUGGCAAAUGUAGACGUUACAACAGCUGGUGCUUGAUAUUGCAAUGAUGUUUAGGACUUGAAUCCAGAACUGUUUGUUUGAUCAGUGCAACGCAAAGYAAUCCAGGAAAAUAGUAUUCAAAAGUAAAAUCAAUUUCAAUCU
Pseudo-nitzschia multistriata is the source of this 690-nucleotide messenger RNA. The record is from the annotation of a GenBank genome assembly. Lineage: Eukaryota; Bacillariophyta; Bacillariophyceae; Bacillariales; Bacillariaceae.